Molecule: messenger RNA, 1045 nt
Organism: Boleophthalmus pectinirostris (great blue-spotted mudskipper)
Lineage: Eukaryota; Metazoa; Chordata; Actinopteri; Gobiiformes; Gobiidae
Gene: taf10
Product: TAF10 RNA polymerase II, TATA box binding protein (TBP)-associated factor
Exons: 5
Coding region: 315-863 (182 amino acids)
Biological process (GO): transcription initiation at RNA polymerase II promoter
Cellular component (GO): SAGA complex; transcription factor TFIID complex; nucleus
Molecular function (GO): RNA polymerase II general transcription initiation factor activity; promoter-specific chromatin binding
Source: RefSeq, a predicted model, not a curated record
GACUACACGAGUCACGUGACGCCCGUAGCUCGUCCAGACGUGAGUGUCGAGCUUUCGUUUGUUGCACUCCAAAAAUCUCGUCUCAAAUGGUGGUAAACAUCUGUUUGGAUGAUAUAUGUAUAUAUCUGAUGUACAAAUAUUGAUUUCAUUUGCUGUUUUGCUUUCUGUCAUCUGUUGCUACACGAGCUAAACACCCCGGAAUUAUCUUACUAGGACGUUUUUUUUGUUUGGUUGUUAGCUGAAGUUAGCUCAUCGGCUAACUCCAUACUCCAUUGGACUGCUUGGCUGCAAAGAAAUAACAACUUUGCAAAAAGAUGGAAAAUCAAUCUGUGACUACGGGAGUGGCAUCUACGACCUCUUCAACCUCAAGUAAUUGCAUUGCAAAUGAUAAUGCACCAGCUAAUGAUAACAGCAUCCCGCCAGUCACGAGUAAUGCUUCAGCCUCAGCAGCAAUGGCAACUCCAUCAGUGGACACGUCAGUCUCCAAUGGAGUUUAUGUUCCCGGGGGCAUCACAAAUGGAGAUGUGAAACCUGCUAUUUCCACCACCCCUCUGGCAGAUUUCCUCAUGCAACUGGAGGAUUACACCCCCACAAUUCCUGAUGCAGUAACAGGCUACUACCUCAACCGCGCUGGUUUUGAAGCUUCAGAUCCACGGAUAAUCCGCCUCAUCUCACUGGCCUCUCAAAAGUUCAUCUCCGAUAUUGCCAAUGAUGCACUACAGUAUUGUAAAAUGAAAGGCACAGCUUCAGGAAGCUCAAGAAGCAAGACAAAGGACAAGAAGUAUACUCUUACAAUGGAAGACUUACAGCCAGCUCUUUCUGAAUAUGGAGUGAAUGUCAAGAAACCAUAUUAUUUUACAUAAGGCCACCUAUAAUUUUUUUGUAUGUUGCUUUUGGUAGUUUAGUUCCUCAUGCACAAUACACAAGACUGUAUAUUAAACUCGCUAAAAGUUUUAUUUUGAAUUUUGGUGCUUUCAAACAUUUCUUCAUUAUGUGACUGUAAAACAUCUAUGUUUUAUUGUGAAUAUAAAUUCUAUAAAAUAUG